AGUCUCGCGCUGCUGUUCACCCGCGUCGCUCUUGGCCGUGCCCGCCCUGCGCUCGCCGGCGCCCGGCAGCCCGUAGCCCGCAUCAGCCAUGUCCAAGCAGGUUCGGCCCGGACGCGAGGAGAUCAUGGAGAGCCAGGUGAUGUGGGAGCCUGACAGCAAGAAGAACACGCAGAUGGACCGCUUCCGGGCGGCCGUGGGCGCCGCCUGCGGCCUGGCGCUGGAGAAUUAUGAUGACUUGUACCAUUGGUCAGUGGAGUCAUACUCGGACUUCUGGGCAGAGUUCUGGAAGUUUAGCGGGAUCCUUCACUCUCGCAUGUAUGAUGAGGUCGUGGACACAUCCAAAGGAAUCGCAGACAUCCCUGAGUGGUUCAGAGGCAGCCGGCUCAAUUAUGCUGAGAACCUCCUGCGACACAAGGAGAAUGAUAGAGUGGCCCUUUACGUUGCCCGGGAAGGCAAAGAGGAGAUUGUGAAGGUGACCUUUGAGGAACUGAAGCAGCAGGUGGCUUUGUUUGCAGCGGCCAUGAGGAGGAUGGGUGUGAAGAAAGGAGACCGCGUGGUUGGUUAUCUGCCCAAUGGUGCACAUGCUGUGGAGGCGAUGCUGGCCACAGCAAGUAUUGGUGCCAUCUGGAGCUCCACAUCCCCAGAUUUUGGUGUAAAUGGUGUCCUAGACCGCUUUUCUCAAAUUCAGCCGAAGCUCAUCUUCUCAGUGGAGGCUGUUGUCUACAAUGGCAAGGAGCACAGCCACUUGGAGAAGUUGCAGCGUGUGGUGAAAGGGCUUCCUGACCUGCAGAGAGUGGUGCUGAUCCCCUACAUUGUCCCUAAGGAGAAGAUUGACAUUUCCAAGAUCCCAAACAGCGCAUUCCUGGAUGAUUUCCUCUCAGGCGGAGCAGGUGAGCAGGCGCCUCAGCUGGAGUUUGAGCAGCUGCCCUUCAGCCACCCUCUGUUUAUCAUGUUCUCGUCGGGCACCACAGGAGCACCCAAGUGCAUGGUGCACUCUGCUGGGGGCACCCUUAUCCAGCACCUGAAGGAGCACAUGCUGCACAGUAACAUGACACACAGUGACAUCCUGUUAUACUAUACCACGGUCGGCUGGAUGAUGUGGAACUGGAUGGUGUCGGCUCUGGCCACAGGAGCAUCUGUGGUCUUGUACGAUGGCUCCCCUCUGGUCCCAACACCCAAUGUGCUGUGGGACUUGGUGGACAGGAUAGGGAUCACCAUCCUUGGGACGGGUGCUAAGUGGCUGUCAGUGCUGGAAGAGAAAGACAUGAGGCCAGCGGAAACCCACAACCUGCAUUCUCUUCACACGAUUCUGUCCACUGGCUCCCCGCUGAAGGCCCAGAGCUAUGAGUACGUGUACAGAUGCAUAAGGAGCAACGUGUUACUGGGUUCUAUCUCAGGUGGCACUGACAUCAUCUCUUGCUUCAUGGGCCAGAACACAUCCAUCCCUGUGUACAAGGGGGAGAUUCAGGCACGGAACCUGGCCAUGGCUGUGGAGGCCUGGAAUGAAGAAGGAAAGGCCGUCUGGGGAGAGAGUGGCGAGCUGGUGUGUACUAAGCCCAUCCCCUGCCAACCCACACAUUUCUGGAAUGAUGAGAAUGGCAGCAAGUAUAGGAAGGCCUAUUUCUCCAAAUUCCCAGGUGUCUGGGCGCAUGGGGACUACUGCAGAAUCAACCCCAAGACUGGGGGCAUUGUCAUGCUGGGCCGGAGCGAUGGCACGCUCAACCCCAAUGGCGUGAGAUUUGGCAGCUCUGAGAUCUACAACAUCGUGGAAGCCUUUGAGGAGGUGGAAGACAGUCUUUGUGUCCCCCAGUACAACAGGGAUGGUGAAGAGAGGGUCAUCCUGUUUCUGAAGAUGGGUUCGGGGCACGCCUUCCGGACUGACCUAGUGAAGCGCAUCCGUGAUGCCAUCCGCCUUGGCCUGUCUGCUCGCCAUGUGCCCAGCCUCAUUCUGGAGACCCAGGGCAUCCCGUAUACGCUCAAUGGCAAGAAGGUGGAGGUGGCUGUGAAGCAAGUGAUGGCUGGAAGGGCCAUAGAGCAUCGUGGGGCAUUCUCCAACCCUGAGGCCCUGGACCUGUACCGGAACAUUCCUGAGCUGCAGGACUUCUGAGCCAGACUGGCUCCCACACCUCUCAACCACACAUGUGCCUGUGCACUGUGACUUCUGUACAUUCAAGAAACACCUAGAGGCUGACAGCUGCUCUAUAUGGAUGUGGCACCACGUGCUCGUAAACUCUGAAGCAGCGUUCCCUUUUUGGAGCCAUCUGCUGUGGAUCUGGGUCUCCCACGUGCUAGGAUGGGCCUGGCCUUUGGAGACUAGAAGGGUGCAUUUAGGCCCUGAGCUCUGAGCAUGUGGGUCUACACAUGGCCUUGCAGGUGCAGGGCCAAUGACAUCCCAGUGACAGCACACCUGAGAAGCAGUGUGGCCCUCAAACUCGUGAGCCUACAAUUCUGUUUCACUUUAUGAUGGUGCAAGUCUUUCUGCCCUGUAUUCUUGUCUUCUGGUUGGCCUGUUUCCUCUGAGGGCUGUUGUCCCAUCCCAUUAAGAGCUUGCUGGUUCCAGGGUACACCUGGCACCUGUGUGCCCUUUGUUUUGUAGCUGGAUGUUGGGAGCCCUGGGCUGAUAGCACAUGUACUGUCUGCCUUGGCAGAAUACCACUGGGGGAGACUGAGUCAUGCUCCAGCCAGUGGGGGUUCCUUGUUGGCAAGUGCUGUCAUCCUGCCUCAGGGGCUUGAUAGCAGCUUUUGAGUCAUUCAGAUGUAACAUUAAUGGAAAGUUUGGUGCCGGGGUGUGAUGCACUGGGCACCCACCCUGGGCCACUCUUGGGGUCACUGGGCAAGCUCCUAGGUACAGGCCCAGGUCAGCAUGGUCACCGUGAGUGCUGUGGGCUGUGACCUCACUGCUCUCUGUACCUGAGGCUGCAUCUGUUAUGGUUGUGUGUCAUCAGUACUGGAAGAUGGAAGCACUGGGGUGAGGGGAGGGUGCUGGUCCGCUGAGUGGCCUUGGUCAGGAUCCUGGUGGUCAUUUUCAUUUUUGUGUUUUUUAUUUUUUAUUUUAUUUUUUAGGCAGGGUUUCACUCUAGCUCAGGCUGACCUCGAACUCACUCUGUAGCCCCAGGCUGGCUUUAAACUCAACGUGACCCUCUUAACGUGGGACUAAAGGAGUACACCACCACACCUGGCUCUGUCUUUUUUUUUUUUUUUUUUUUUUAAACUGAGCACAAUGAAAUACCUUUUGGAAAUCUUCUGGAUUUUAAAUCUGUAAGGGAAAAGUGCUAUGAAGAAUUUUAUGCAAUAAAUGUGUGCACAUGCACACUUGCACAUGUGCAGCAUGCUUGUCCUUUCUUUGCAGAAGCCAGCUGUGGACGUGUGGAUGAGGCCAGCUGUACCACGGUGCCAGUCACAGCUGUGCCCAAACUGUGUUGGUGUUUCCAGGGCCUUGGUAUUUGGCAGUGAUCUCUUUCUGGGCUAGGUGUGCUGCUCUGGGUUAAACUCCAGGCCUCCCCGAUGGCGGGCUUGCUGCUGCCCAGAGCUGGCUGGCUGGAGCCUGGACUACCUCUGCCACAGCUGUGUCUCCUUGGGUUGUGUUACCGUUUGUCACAGACCCAGUGCAGGCUGUCUGGGAGUAUAGUCUCUCUGUCACAGCGAGUGUCCCCGGCACACAGGAGUGCUCCACUGUGUGCUAUUGUCAUCUUGCUUACUAGGUGACUGUAAGCCUUCCCUCUGCAUUCCAGGCAGGAGGAAGGGAGGUGACAAGCAGGAAGCCAUCUGAGUCUGCCCCUCCUAUCGGCAGAAUUUUUUUUUGAGAGCUCCGGGCCCUACUGCACUGGGCACUGGUUACACUUGCUACAGGGGAUCCUGGGACUGGGGAACUUAGCAUAGUUUCCAGUGCCUGUCUAUGAAAUGCUGCCCAGUGUCCCUGUCUGGCAAUGGGUCUGAGAUGGCUGGGGAGCCUGGGCUCCUGGUGUCUCCGGUAGAAGCUGUUCUUGCCCCUCUUCUGGGCUGGAGUGGCUGCUGCUUUGGCUGGCGCCUCUUUCCCAUCUUCAUAGCUGGGGCAAGUCCCCGUUACUGACUGCCAGCAAGCACCCCACUUGCACUGGGCCAUGCACCCAUUAUUUCUCUGAGGACCAAUCUGACACCUGUUGUCAAGAAAGCACAUCUGUUUGAAGGGUGCGAGAGGGCUGGAGGAGUCCAGCUCAGGGGCCGAGCUGCUGACUGCCCCCAGCUGGGUUGGGCUUGUCUUCAAGUCCUCCCAGGAGCCUUGAUCAGGCCACACCCUGCCUCAGGUCAGGCUCAGGACUGUGUGGUCCUCUUGUCAGUUCUGGGGGCUGCUGGCAAGUCCAUGGCAUAUGGAGGAACCUUGGGCUUACCCUGUGUGCUCUAGCUGGGAAAGGCCUGGUGACAAAGCCCCUUGAUAAGUAAGCUGGACAACUUCAUUAAAAGUGGCAGAUGGUCUGAACCUUGCUCCAAAAGGCACUCUAAAAACCUGGCAGCCACUGGCCAGCUGUCCUGUGUCCCCAUGGUGCCACAGGCUGCCCAGACCCUUGGGAGGCCAGAGAAGCUGGGAAGGGCAUGCACCUGAGAGAUGUGCCUCCCAACUUCUGUCACUGAGGGCAAUGCAAAGCCAUUCUAUAGCCAAGCUCAUGGGACUCAGGCCUGCCUAAUCAGCAUUCUGCAAGUGAUUAGACAUGUGACCCUGACAGUCCAACACAUUUUAACACCAGGGCUUGGGCCCGAACUCCUGAGGGAAGGCUCUCCUCUCUGAGGAUAAAAGCCUGGGGCUGAGUAUGUCUCCUGGGCGUGGGUGGAGGAGAGUCCACGUGAGAAGACUGGGUGCAGAAGAUAGCUGGCCAGAAUGGAGGGAGAAUAGUGGUGAUGGUAUGGGUGUUCUAGAUCCAGACCCACCUGAAACUAGUCCCCUGUGGAAAUUUUCAUGGCACUGUUUGUCCUGGCUUUAGCCAGUCUGGGUUGUAGUUUCUGAUACUUACUGCCAAUGAAAUCUGAAUCAUAAUUAAAAACAGGAAGAGGACACCAAAAUCAACUUGACCACAGCCAGCUCCAGGUCUGUGAGAGGGAUGGUCAGGCAGUGCCAGCAGACUCUUUCUUGCUCCACAGCCCCAAUGUGGCUUGUGAUCUCCCUGCGUGAGCCAAUGAAAGAAAGGAGGUGAGGCCAGAGCUCAAGGUGAACAGUAUUGAAAGUUCCAGAGUAUCGGACCUAACAACUGUGUCCCUAGAAGCUGCUCAAUUAUACUAUCCACUUACCAGUGAUAUCCGGGCCUGAUUGCCAGCUGUAAACCAAGACAGCAGGGUCGGGAUUACAAUGCACUCAUGGGGCUAUACUUGCUUGCUUGUAUCAGUCUUGAAAUUGGGAUGGAAUAGUGAGGCUUUUGGAAGCUGUCUGUGGGAGCCAGGGAGAUAGCAGUUACAGGUGCUUGUUUGCAGAGCCUGCCAGCCUGGGUUGAAUUCCCCAGCAUCCCUGUAAGCCAGAUACAAAGUAGCUCCUGCAUCUGUGAUCCCAGCACUCAGGAGGCUGAGGGAGGAGAAUUGCCAUGAGUUCAAGGCCAGCCUGGGCUACGGUGAGACUCUGCUAGAAAAAUAAUUUAAAAGGGCAUUUCUUAUGUUCUGGCCUCGGGAUGGCUUAUUAAUUUUUAAGAAAGCUGCUUCUCUUUCCUCUCCCCACAGCUGUAGUAGGCACCCCAAUGUGCCCAGCUGUGAAUCCUCACUGUCCCAUGACUUGAAUGAGAAAUGAGACUUCCUCCCAAUCACCACCUGGGUGGGGGUGUGGCAGUCUAAGCCUCACUUCCCCCAAAGAGUUUCUGCAGUUAUUCCAGAGAACCCUAAUAACUGUCCACAAAGCCCAGGCCCAGAAAGGAGUAAGAACCAUCAUGUAGGCAUCUCUCAGAGCUCCUACUUUGCAGGACAAGAUCUUUCAGAUCCCAAAUCCCUACUGUUCUCUCAGGCUCUGUAGCCAUGGGGAUGGCUUCAAGGCUGCUGUGAAUACCAGCUGGACUGGGCAUGGUGGCACAUAGUUGUCAAACCCCACACUCAGGAGGAUCCAGAAUUCCUAGCCAUUCUGGGCUACAGAGCAAGACCCUGCGUCAAAAAUCAGACAACACAAAACUAAACGCAACAGGCACUGGAAUGGCUAGCAUCGCUGCUUUGUCCUCCUGGGUCUCUUUCCUCCCCAAGACACCCCUCUCCACAGCUGUCCUCUACCUCCCCACAGAAUUUUGUGUUUCCCCUUGAGUGUGGGAAGGAGCUAAGCCCACCACUGACCUUAGAGGUCAUAGGGGGGAGUUUUGUGGGAUAGCUGGUUCCCAGUCAAUUGUCCUUGAGUUAAUCUGGGGAGAUUAUGUUGAGUGGGCCUGCCCUCUCUUUAUCAGGCCUUGCCUGAAGUCAGUAGCAGCUGCUUGGAGAUAAGUUCUGCUUGUGACUGAAGGGUUUGGAGGGGAAAACAGAGCUGAACCUGCAUGGGACACAAGCCUCAUCUGCUCCGCUCCCCUGCAUUGUCCCCACAUAGUGGACCAUGGGUAAAUGGAUAUUUUAACCCCUUAAAUCAAUGACAAUUUAGGAGGUAUCAAUGGGUGACGAACAUAGGCUACCAGUGGCUCAGGCUCCAGGGCCAUGAUAUACACUCCAGUUUCAAAUUCAGAUUCUCACAUGCACAAAUAUGCUUAUUUUACAUGCACACAGAUACUUUGUCCCAAGCGGUGACACACACUAGGACCUAUCUGACAUAGACAUACGGCACUCAAGCUUCCUCACACUGGUCUGGGCACAUGCACACACAGAAUGCAGACCCAAACACAGGCCCACACGCCCUGGCUUUGAUGUUAACCACCCCUUUCCAUACUAGUGGGCACACCUCCUGGGUGCCCCCAGGUGUGAGGCCUACUUUGUGGCCUGCUCUGCUCUCUCAUUACCUCUCCUCCACCUUCUGCCCUUGGCCCAACCACAGAGCAAGGGUUCAGGGGCUUAUUUGAAUUGGGACUGGCACCAUGUCUGAGCUCUUGGGAGGGAAAUGAGAAGAAAGGGCUGGCUUUAGGCACAGAGGGAUCCAGGACAGGCCAGUGUAUCAGCUUUCAGCACCUCUAAGGGCAGUAGGAUGCCAUAAAGAGCAUGUGCUCUGGAGUUGGGGUUUGACGUGACAGAUAAAAUGCAGGCCACCCAGUUAAGUGUAAGCAUCAGAUAACAGCUUUGUGAAUGGGUGUCUGGUGGGCACAGCCACAAAGCAGUAGUUCCUAGAUGCUGAUGAAGUGGCUGGGUUCCAAGUUGGCAGCCUCAGUUUAUCUGAUAAUGCCUUUACCACUGUAUCCCCAGCGAAAGAUGUCGUGUUGUCUGUGAGACAGGGUCUCGCCUUAGUGCCUGGUGUGUCUGGACCACAUCCUCUUUGUUGAUGGACACCUGGGCUGGUUCCAUUUCAUGCCUGUAAACAGUGUCACAAUAAAUAUGGAUGAGCAGA
Molecule: messenger RNA, 7459 nt
Organism: Jaculus jaculus (lesser Egyptian jerboa)
Lineage: Eukaryota; Metazoa; Chordata; Mammalia; Rodentia; Dipodidae
Gene: Aacs
Product: acetoacetyl-CoA synthetase
Exons: 18
Coding region: 89-2107 (672 amino acids)
Biological process (GO): positive regulation of insulin secretion; lipid metabolic process
Cellular component (GO): cytosol
Molecular function (GO): acetoacetate-CoA ligase activity
Source: RefSeq, a predicted model, not a curated record